AUGACAAAAGAUACAAUAUUGUUUACAAGUACAAAUAAAAAACCAAUCAUAGCUCUUGAUUGUGAUGGAGUUCUAUUGGAUUAUCAUACAACUUUUGCACAAAUUUAUGAACAAGUAUUCGGAAAACAAUUAACUAUUGUUUCACCUAAAUCUUAUCAUGCCAGAGAUAUGUAUGGUGUUAAAUUUACUGAUGAAGAAAAAGUUGAAUUUGAAAGAAUAUGGGAUGAACAUGGUUGGAGAAAAAUGCCAACGCAUGAUGGAGCAGUUGAAGCAUGUCAUUUAUUACAUCAAGCUGGCUAUGAACUAGUUUGUGUUACAGCAAUGCCUGCUCAAUUUAUUGAACAUCGAUUAGAAAACUUUCGUUUGCAUGGAUUUCCUAUUGAUAAAAUAAUUAGUUCAGGUUAUGAUAAACAUAAUUUUAAUAAUAAUCCAAAAAAA
Messenger RNA from Rotaria sp. Silwood1, 438 nucleotides. The record is from the annotation of a GenBank genome assembly. NCBI's taxonomy places the organism in Eukaryota, Metazoa, Rotifera, Eurotatoria, Philodinida, Philodinidae.